AUGCUUGCUCAUCGUUUAUUCCGUAAUGAUAGACACCGACAAGAAACAAUCGAAGCAAAAUUGAUGGCUUAUAGAUCACCCAAUCAUCCAAUAACUACUUUAAUAAAUGUGGCUUCUGAUUCGCCUGUUCCUUUAUUGAAUAAUCCAACGACAGAUGACACAAACGGAUGGCGAGCCCACAUUGCUAUAGUUCUCGCCAAUCUUCAAACACAAAAUGCAAUGAAUGCAGUAUAUCAAUUAGGAUUGUCUUUAGCACAGAAAGAAUUUAAUGCUGCUGCUGAUUUUUGUUUUUUGUCUGUUAAUUUAUUGACGGGUUAUAAUUGUUUUCAACCACCAAAUGAUAGUGAAUUAGAUGACCAUCCAAAAUAUCGCAAACAUAUCAGCCUUUUAAAUGCUUCAAUACCCGAUGAUUCUUUAAAUUCUUGUAUAACACGUUUUGGUUGGUCUGUAUUCGAUUAUCAAGCAACAGAAAUUUACGAAUAUGCAUUAAGAUUAGGUAAUGGAAAUGCAACUACAGCUCUUUCACAGUCUGAUGAUUUUGUUCAAACAAAGAGGCAAUAUGUUCAAUUACUUGGAGAACUUGGAGGAUUUGAUCAUUCAAUUGAACUUUAUAAUUUAAACGAGGGCAAAGAACAGCCAGGACGAGAACAUCCUCACAAUCCUAAUAAAUCAUGGGCACCGCCAAAAUUGCCCCAUCUUUCUUCACAAUCAAUUGGAGAAACAUUUGUAGCAUCCGAAACAAUUUCUUCUUCACCACCAAAUUAUUUUCCAGAAAUUAAAAAAGAGGAAAAGAAGAAGAAAGAAAAACAACAACAAAAACAAAUUACUGCUUCUUCUCCUACCCAAGUCAAAUCUUUUGUUCAUCGUCCACAGGAAAGUUUUGUAAAUAAUGAAGAAUUGUGUACAGGAAUUGCUUCUUUUCCAUCACAAGAUUUUGUAGGAGGAGGAAUUCCGCCGGAAUUUCCACCAAUUCCACCUUAUCAGCACCAGAAACAACAGCAACCAUUAACAAUAGAAGAACCACCAAUCCUUAAAGUUGUUAAUUCAUUGCCGCCUAAUAGUGAACGUUCAAAUCGUUCUAAUUCUGAAGAUAGUGGAGGUGGAAGAGAAUCUUUUGAAGAAAAUGUUCGCCGUCCAAGUGGAGGUGUUGGAGACUCUUCUUUUUUACCCCAACAUGAAUUUCCUCUUCCUCCUUUUAAUAAUAAUAAUAGAAGAAGAAAUUCUUCAACUUCGUCAAAUGUACUUCCUCCACAACCAACAAAAAUUGUUCAACAACAUCCUCCACUUCUUCAAAAAACAAAAAAUGAAAAAAAUAUAAAAGGUGAAAAUGAAAAUAUUGGAAGUUCUUCAACUACUGGAGGAAGUAGUGGAGGUGGAGGUUUUCUUUCUGGAAAGAUUGGUGGACUUUUUUCUAAAAUUACACAACUUCAAGGACAUAAUACAAUGAAAUUACCUGAUGAUAAAAAUCCUGAGAUUGUAUGGGAUCCUCAACAAAAUAAAUAUGUUGAUAAAUCUGGCCAAGCAAUAGAAGAAAUUGCGCCUCCUCCACCUCCAAUAAUAUCAACUUCAACAACAAAUUUACAACCAGAAAGAACAACCCCAACAAGUUCUACCCCAAUAUUUGAUGAUGAACAACAACAACAACAAAUGUUUUCCUUCUCCUCAUCAUUCCAACAUCACCAGCAAUUCCCUCCAAUGCCUAAUAUUGAUCAACAACAACCCAAUGUUGCUGCAACUACAAGUAGUAAACCAACAAGUGCUGCUACUUCUUCUAGGCCAUUCCAAGGGAGAAAUAGAUAUGCAAAUGCUUGGAAUUCUUGA
Meloidogyne enterolobii is the source of this 1821-nucleotide messenger RNA. The record is from the annotation of a GenBank genome assembly. NCBI's taxonomy places the organism in Eukaryota, Metazoa, Nematoda, Chromadorea, Rhabditida, Meloidogynidae.